GUGAUGGAGACAAGAAAGAGGGUGCUCGGGGAGGAUCAUCCAGACACGCUGACCAGUAUGUCAAAUCUUGCGUCGACGUGGAAAUCCCAAGGUUGUGCAAAGCAGGCUAUAGGUUUGAUGUCUGAGUGUGUACUAAUCCGGCAACGGAAACUUGGAGCGAAUCGCCCUUACACGACACCCUCACUU
Messenger RNA from Lindgomyces ingoldianus, 186 nucleotides. RefSeq lists its product as uncharacterized. The record is from RefSeq and is a predicted model, not a curated record. The transcript has a single exon. The annotation marks the transcript as partial. Gene Ontology annotation, molecular function: protein binding. Lineage: Eukaryota; Fungi; Ascomycota; Dothideomycetes; Pleosporales; Lindgomycetaceae.